Messenger RNA from Geodia barretti, 572 nucleotides. The record is from the annotation of a GenBank genome assembly. Lineage: Eukaryota; Metazoa; Porifera; Demospongiae; Tetractinellida; Geodiidae.
CAGCAGCGUGUGGCCACGCACGAGGGGUCUGGUAGAGCCAAUCUCAUCCAGGCCAAUCCGGCGAUGUCUGAAGAGGGAAGGAGCGUUGACCCGUCUGGGGUGGGCAAGGAGCUCAUGAAGGAAGUGCGUGGCUAGUUGCGGCGGGGGAUCAGCAAAAUGUCAGGAAGAGGCGGUGCCGUCACAGGAGACAUAGAGGUGAGUAAAAUGGACGUUCUAUCUACUGUACAACGAGUAUCCUGUAGUGUAUUUUUUGUGUGCAAAACCUCUCAGUGAUGCACAUGGUACUGUAUGUUCAGGAGGUGGAGAAACAGUACAAGCAGCAUGUGGCAGAGGGAGGGGCCAGUGAUGAGCUCAGGUUCUCAUAUGCAGUGUACCUCAUCAAGAGUGACUUGAAGAAUGACAUCAGGAAGGGCAUCAGACUCAUGGAGAGUGAUAUCAGUCAGGGGAAGGACCAGAGAGACCAUUUCUACUUCAUUGCUAUGGGACACUAUAAAUUGGAGGUUGUACGUAUACACAUACGUACGUGUAUAAAUACGUAGCAAUCACUUCAGUUUUAUCACUGAGCAGGACUG